Molecule: messenger RNA, 543 nt
Organism: Aureobasidium namibiae CBS 147.97
Lineage: Eukaryota; Fungi; Ascomycota; Dothideomycetes; Dothideales; Saccotheciaceae
Product: NUDIX domain-containing protein
Exons: 1
Coding region: 1-543 (180 amino acids)
Biological process (GO): AMP biosynthetic process; ATP biosynthetic process
Molecular function (GO): bis(5'-nucleosyl)-tetraphosphatase (asymmetrical) activity
Source: RefSeq, a predicted model, not a curated record
AUGUCCUCCGGCACGCACUCCAAGGCCUUCUAUCCAUCAGAUCGCUUCGUCAUCAGCUGUGGAACAGUUUCUCUGGACCUCAUGCACAAAAAAGUACUCCUGGUCCGGUUGCGCUCCACCGACGAGUUCCUUUUCCCCGGAGGACACAAAGAUGAGAGUGAAUGCUUGAAAGCAGCUGCUGUACGAGAAACCUACGAAGAAACCGGCUACCUUGCAACAAUCCUGCCACUAAAUGUUCCCACACGUGCCACGAAUAGGAUUGGCGACGCAGAACACACAGAACCAAUUGCGGUAACUCAACGCGUCACGGAUGGUGUCAUGAAGAUCAUUUUCUGGUAUGCUGCGAGCGUGGACUCUCAAGCACUGCCUGAACAAGACACACAGCAGGAAGGAGAAGACUUUGAGUCGGUCUGGAUGGAUCGCGAGCAGGCACUUGCGUCUCUGACCUUCGCCGACGAUAGAGAAGUCGCGCAGCUAGCUAUACAUGCGGCUUUCGGUGUAGACUCUAGCACUGCGCCUCCACCUAGCCAUCGUUCACUCUGA